Molecule: messenger RNA, 4391 nt
Organism: Gavialis gangeticus (Gharial)
Lineage: Eukaryota; Metazoa; Chordata; Crocodylia; Gavialidae
Gene: SLC13A2
Product: solute carrier family 13 member 2
Exons: 12
Coding region: 1821-3614 (597 amino acids)
Biological process (GO): monoatomic anion transmembrane transport
Cellular component (GO): membrane
Molecular function (GO): transmembrane transporter activity
Source: RefSeq, a predicted model, not a curated record
UGUGGAAUGCGUUUAACGCUGGCCUGGUUCUCCUUUACCUCAGUUUGUGGGGGUUUCUGACGAGGCUGCUUUUGUUUUUACAGAUUAACAAAACUAUAUUUCUUAAAGCAAAAUAACACCUGACACAUUUGCUUACAUCAAUCAACACUAUUAACAGUUUAAACUAAAGCUAUGAUACAGUGUAUCUGGAUUAUUUAAUGUAUUGCAUUCCCUUACAAUGUCUCCUUUCAGGCCUUGUGCUUUGUUUAACUGUGUUCAGUUAGAUGCCGAGAUGGCUUCCUUCACUUUGCUAACCAAGCUACUUGUCACUUCUGCAACGGUUCACGCUACAAUCACUCCGAAACGGGCUCUGGGGCCUUCUGCUUAGCCACACUUCUGCAGCUUGGCCUAAGCCCCUUGCAAAUGGCCCAGGCUGGCAACAAGACACUGUCCUUAUUGCCUGAGGAAAUGUAUGUUUGCAAAACCUACCAACAAUUAGCAGAUAUCUGUAUGACUCAGAAGUUGAACUGCUCGCAUGUCCCCAACCUUCGUGAAUUUAUAACAAGGACCCAUGCAGGCCUGGUUUAGGAAGCGCUGAAGGCUGGAAGCAUGCGAGCGCAUGAAGGCCCGGCAGGUCGACGGCAUCUAUUGCAUUCAUCCCUGCCUGGGUCUCUGGUGCCAUUUGCUCUUGUUCCUGUACAAGCUGCUCCAGUUUAGCAUGGUAUGACAUCUUCCUGCACCGUGGCUGUCACCGCGUCAUUGUCCCGUGCUAUGGUCAUGAAACGUUCCCUCCUGGUGACUGAACUGAAAGGGCUCGGGUCAUUCUCGGCUUGCAUCUUGGAAGCCUCUCGAAAGCCUGGCGCUCUCGAUGUCCUGACAGCCCUGCCUAGUGGCUAAUGCCUGUUCAGUCCUUCAAGGUGCCGAGGCUGCACUCAGAGGUCUGUGGCAGCAGAGAUGCAAAGCAGGACCCCUGAGGGCAGCUCAUUGCACCAUGGCCAAACCCUUCCUGGGUUGAUCAGGCACCAGGGGAGAGGGAGUGGGAAGGUGAUGACCUCUAGCCCCCAACCUUGCAGGCAGUUGCCACUCUGGGAAGGCUGCAGCACUGCCACGUAGGGGCCCCAAGGUUUGGUGGGGAAGUGCACAGCACUGCUGUGUAGGAGGCCUUAGGCACCUCGCUGCUUCUGCUGCCAGGCUCUAGGCUGAGAUACCAUCCCUGGAGAGGGAGGGAGGGGUUUCUGGUGACCUGAGUUUGGCCCCAGUGAUUUUGUCUGUCACCAGAGCCCUGCUGAUUGCACCUGCCUUAAACUUUCAGAGAAAGAGCAUCAUGUUUACAUCCUCUCCCAACCUCCACAUGGAGCACAACACACAGCCACGGUCUGUAAUCCUUCUAAGCAUUUUAAGAACAAAACACUGGGCUGAGCGCAGAGGAAGAGUUUUCCCUUCCCCAGGGCUAUUCCAUCUCCCUUCCAAGGCAAGACGUUUUCCUACGCAGCAUGCCCCUUUUACCAGCCUUUUGCUGUACUUCAGUUGCCAGCAAAAGAAUUAGCACAAAAUGUCUUGCUGCAGGACACUGGAGUGGGCCUGUGGCCCCUCUUCUUGCGCAGCGAAGUGGGGCUGUUUGCACACAAGGAGUUAACUCCUCUGCUGCAUUAACCAAGCAUCCGAAGGAUUGUCUUCAGAAAGUUCCUGGUCUGUUCUUCCUUGUUCUCUCCUUUCACAUUGAUUGCGGCUCCAAAAACAACACCCCACCUGCUAGGGUCAAUGGUGAUUGCUUCACAGCCCUUAUAUAAACCCCAGGAGCAGACCUGUGUCCCUUUCAGCACGGGGCGUGAACUGGCGCCAUGGCAACCCUGGGGAGAACGAUCCUGGCGUACAGGAAUUACCUGAUCGUACUGCUGACACCUAUAGUGCUUCUUCCUCUGCCGCUGGUCAUUCCUACCAAGGAGGCACGAUGCGGCUACGUCAUCAUCCUGAUGGCCCUGUUCUGGUGCACAGAAGCAUUGCCGCUGGCCGUCACAGCCCUCUUCCCCGUCUUGCUGUUCCCGCUAAUGGACAUCAUGGAUUCGACCCAAGUCUGCAUGGAGUAUCUGAAGGACACCAACAUGCUCUUCAUCGGGGGGCUGAUGGUGGCGAUUGCAGUGGAGCACUGGAACCUGCACAAGCGCAUCGCCCUGCGGGUCCUGCUGAUCAUCGGGGUUAGGCCUGCCCUGCUGCUCAUGGGCUUCAUGGUUGUCACUGCCUUCCUCUCCAUGUGGAUCAGCAACACAGCCACCACAGCCAUGAUGGUGCCCAUCGCACAAGCAGUACUGGAGCAGCUGCACAAGUCAGAAGUGGAGGCAGGCCCAAUUCAGCACACGUCUGAGAGCAUCAAUAAAGCCUUUGAGCUGCAGGAGGGGUCAGAAAAGUCGGAGGCCUCCAAAGAGAAACAAGGUAACGGGCACAUGCUGACAGUGGAGGACGAUCAGCGGCUGCGAGAGGAGGAGGAGCGGCUGCGAGAGGCGAAGCACCUGAAGAACUGCAAGGGAAUAUCCCUCUCCGUUUGUUAUGCUUCCAGCAUUGGUGGGAUUGCAACCCUGACGGGGACCACCCCCAACCUGGUGAUGAAGGGACAGGUGGAUGAGCUCUUCCCUAAAAACGGCAACAUUGUGAACUUCGCCUCCUGGUUCACCUUUGCUUUCCCGACCAUGCUCCUGCUGCUGUUUCUCUCCUGGAUUUGGCUCCAGAUCCUCUUCCUGGGGUUUAACUUUGCAAAGAAUUUUGGUUGCACCUCAAACGCCUCUGAGAAGACAAAGGAGCGAAUGGCUUACGCCGUUAUCAAGGAGGAGCAUAAGAACUUGGGCUCCAUGAAAUUCUCCGAAAUCGCCGUCUUGUUCCUCUUUGUAUCACUGGUGCUGCUUUGGUUUACCAGAGACCCUGGUUUCAUGCCAGGCUGGGCAACUUAUACCUUCACCAAGGAUGGCAAAAGUUAUGUCACGGAUGCAACAGUAGUCAUCUUCAUUUCGCUUUUGAUGUUCGUAAUCCCUUCGGAGAUUCCCAGCUGCUUCUCUCGUGCUAAUGCGGGGCAUGCUGAAGACAACGGUGGUGCAGGGCAGGUCCGAGUGCCUCCGCCCCUCCUGCAGUGGAAGACCAUUAAUGAGAAGAUGGCCUGGAACAUCGUGAUUCUGCUAGGAGGCGGCUUUGCUCUGGCCAAAGGCAGCGAGGAGUCUGGUUUGUCUCUGUGGCUGGGAAACCAGCUGACCCCUUUGCAGAACAUCCCACACGCAGCCAUUGCUUUGCUGUUGUGCCUCCUGGUUGCCACUUUCACUGAAUGCACCAGUAAUGUGGCUACCACCACCCUGUUCCUUCCUAUUCUGGCUUCAAUGGCUCAAGCCAUCUGCCUCCAUCCUCUCUACAUUAUGCUGCCCUGCACGCUGUCUUCAUCCCUCGCGUUCAUGCUGCCAGUGGCUACCCCGCCCAACGCCAUCGUCUUCUCCUACGGCCAGCUCAAGGUUCUGGACAUGGCCAAGGCUGGAUUCAUGCUCAACCUACUGGGGGUUCUGACAAUCACCCUGUCCAUCAACACCUGGGGCUACUCCUUAUUCCAGCUCCACACCUUCCCGACCUGGGCAAACAGCACGUUAGCAACUUGCCACUAACACGGAGAAACAGGGCAACCAACAGCUGCCGGGGAGGCCACCCCCAUCUACGUAAGCUUUGCUGAGCCGGUAGAAACAUGAGACAGGCCACAUCUGUGGAAGCAGACACGUCAUUUAGAAGCAAACUCACCCAAACAAGAACUGCCGCGGAGUCACCUGACUGUUCUGCAGCACGCAGGGGAAGGGUUACACCAGCCGUGAGAUGUAGCCUGGCACCGUGCAACCCCUGCGCUUGUCUCCAGAGAACCGCUGGGAAAUGUCCCCCCCUCCCCCCCACUCCCACCCCAUCUGUCUGCUCUCGACUUCACCUGCCAAAUCCAGCACUGAGUGAGAAAAGAAAGAGGAGCAAGUGCAACAAGAUCGUUUGUGCAAGAGAAAGGAAUGGUACCUGGUGUGUGUGCACGCAUGUGUGUGAGCACAUGUGCGUGCACAUGCCCUUGAAAUGAACUGUAGAGCCCCGUGUGUGCACACAGCUCCAUGUGCACCUGGGCAUGCGUGUGCACUCUACCACUGGCAUGCUAAAAGCGUGUCGUUCAGCCAUUAGGGACAGAUCAGAGCUCUGUCCAGCCCCCGCUGUUGCUUUGUAAUUUAUUUAUUGACCGGUCCGUAGCUGAGGUUCGGAGCAGCUCCCGGGAGCAGGCGGCUGGUUUCAGUCCUGCGGCCAUCGAUAGGCGUCUUGAGGUCUGAAGGCCACAGCUGGAAUAGUUGUGUUCUCCUGAGAGUGGGGAAAGUUUUCUUUCCUCAAUGUCAGUUGAAUUAAAGGACUUUUGUGCAAUG